AUGCUAGGAGCCAAGACCGCCGCCUUUGCCGUCGCCGCAACGCUGGCUCUGGCCAAGACGCAGGCCGAGAUUGCCGCUCAUCUGCGUGUGCGCGUCCACUCCAAGACCACGUGCCCCAGUGGCCAGGAAAGUAUCGGAGUCGUGGGUUGGUCCCAGGACGGCUGUGUCACCUCGGGCAAUGUGUGUGUUGCCAACAUCAACGGUGCCUGCCCGUCGGGAGCCCACUGCGAGAUGCUGGACACGGGCGUGUACGGAUGCGCGGACGGUGCUGCUUCCAAUGAGACCUCGAGCUCGACUGGCUGUAAUGGCAAUGAGCAGACUAUCGGCGUUGUUGGCUGGGACCACGACGGCUGCAUUGACUCGGACAACGUCUGCGUCGCUCAGGUGAGCAAUGGUGACUGUCCGUCGGGAGCUUCUUGCCAGAAGCUAGACACUGGUGUGUACGGCUGUGUGGCCUCAUCCAAGCGCCACCACCACCACCACAAGCACCACAAGUCGAGCGUGACGUGCCCGAGCGGCCAGGAGAGCAUUGCUGUUGCCGGUUGGUCUCAGGACGGCUGUGUCGCCUCGGGCAAUGUGUGUGUUGCCAACGUCAACGGUGACUGCCCGUCGGGAGCCCACUGCGAGAUGCUGGACACGGGCGUCUACGGAUGUGCGGACGGUGCUGCUUCCAAUGAGACCUCGAGCUCGACUGGCUGUAAUGGCAAUGAGCAGACUAUCGGCGUUGUUGGCUGGGAUCACGACGGCUGCAUUGACUCGGACAACGUCUGCGUCGCUCAGGUGAGCAAUGGUGACUGUCCGUCGGGAGCUUCUUGCCAGAAGCUAGACACUGGUGUGUACGGUUGCGUCGCCAGCUCCAAGCGCCACCACCACCACAAGCACCACAAGGCGACCGUGACCUGUCCGAGCGGCCAGGAGAGCAUUGCUGUUGCUGGUUGGUCGCAGGAUGGCUGUGUCGCUUCGGGUAACGUGUGUGUUGCUAACACCGACGGUGCCUGCCCCACGGGAGCUCACUGUGAGUGGCUAGACACUGGCGUCUUCGGCUGCAAGGAUGGCCCUGAGGAAGCUGCUUCGACUGGGUGCAACGGCAACGAACAGACUAUUGGUGUUGUUGGCUGGGACCAUGAUGGCUGCAUUGACUCGGACAACGUGUGUGUUGCUCAAGUGAGCAACGGUGCCUGCCCUCAGGGCGCGUAUUGCUCUCUCCUGGACACUGGCGUUUACGGAUGCGUUGCCAGCUCGAAACACUAAGUGCAGUGAUCUGGUUAGACUUUAAAGUACUCAUAAUGGUGCUCGCGAGUCGUUUUGUAAGAUCGAUUCAUAUUCUUUACCAGACGCGUAUACAUCUUUUG
Molecule: messenger RNA, 1352 nt
Organism: Phytophthora nicotianae INRA-310
Lineage: Eukaryota; Oomycota; Peronosporomycetes; Peronosporales; Peronosporaceae
Exons: 1
Coding region: 1-1251 (416 amino acids)
Source: RefSeq, a predicted model, not a curated record